This is a messenger RNA of Cladophialophora psammophila CBS 110553, 537 nucleotides long. RefSeq lists its product as uncharacterized. Lineage: Eukaryota; Fungi; Ascomycota; Eurotiomycetes; Chaetothyriales; Herpotrichiellaceae. The transcript has a single exon. The record is from RefSeq and is a predicted model, not a curated record. The coding region runs from base 1 to 537 and encodes 178 amino acids.
AUGGAGCAACAGACUCUCCAUGACUUGACUCUCACGGGCUAUCCCCGGUGCAUGUUCCAAAAACUCAAAACAUCCCACAGCCCAACCAUUUCCCUGCCAGUAUCGCAGCAAAGCCACAAAUCUGCAUCUGACGAAGAGAGGCGCUUGGUGUCUUCAAAGUUAUACCAGCCCAUCCACCCGUGGCAAACAAGAAUUAUCAUCAUCCGUCCAGGAGAGGCCGGUGACCCUCUUGACUGUGAGCUUCAGACAGUUGACUUAAUCGCCAAAGAAGGCGUCGUGGUCCCCGCAUGGUCCUCCAUCGUUUCCUAUGAUGCGCUGUCUUAUAGUUGGGGCUAUCCGGAGUUCACGGCCACGAUCAGAUGCAACGGAACCGAUGUCCUUGUGACCCAGAAUAUGCUUGAAGCUCUCGUUUGUCUCCGAUACCGCCACGGAAGCCGCCACAUCUGGAUCGAUGCGUUUUGCACCUAUUCUGAUCGAUCUCGUAUUAAACACCUCAGAAACUUGAGGUUUAGACCUAAUAUCGGGGCUACGCCCUAA